CACUGAGCAGUUUAUUUCGUUGUCGACGCGUAAAUCAUGUAGAAUAACCGCGCAGGUGCUGCAGCUGCGAUUUUAUUGCAGUUAAAUUAAAAAAAUAAAAAGCUCCGGUGAGUGCCUGCGUUGAAUGCGACUUUAAAAGUGAACCGUACGUGUCUUAGAAAAACAGUUUGAAUAGAAAUUGUGCUAGGCGAUGUAGACGCGUUAAAGCGUCCAGAACUGACUGUAAUUUUGGCAUAAAGUCCAUCAUGGAGGUGCGUAAAGCGCUCACGUGUGUUUUGUUCAGCGUGCUUCUGUGGGCAGGAGACGCUCAGAACUCGGUACCUGAUUCAGUUUUAAACUGCUGCGAGGGCGAUGUGCUUUUCCUCCUGGAUUCAUCUGGUAGCGUGGCCUCCUACGAGUUCUUCCGUAUGGUGGACUUCCUCAAGGAGCUCCUGCUGCCUUUCUCAUUGGGGCCGGAUCAGGUGAGGGUGGGACUGCUGCAGGUUGGGACCGAACCCCAUCUGGAGUUCAGCUUUGACACCUACAGCUCCCAGGACAGACUGCAGGCGGCCCUGGGGAGGACUAAACAGCUGAAGGGCGACACCAAUACGGUGGACGCUCUACUGAUGGCUAGGAAUCAGGUUUUGAAACAGGGUGUGCCGGGAGGUGCCAGACCAGAUCUGCCCAGGGUUCUGGUUUGGCUCACGGAUGGAGUGGACCCCGGCGAGGUGCAGGAACCAAUGGCGAGGCUGCGGGAAGAGGGCGUGGCUAUACUGGUGGUUUCCACUGGUCACGGGAACUAUCAGGUGCUGAGAGAGGCUGUAAGUCCACCCGCUGAAGAGCACCUGUUCUUUGUGGACAUUGACGAUAUCAACAUCAUCAGCGAAGACUUGAGGAACGCAAUUAUUGAGAUUAUCCGGGCCGAGAGGCUACAGGUGAAGUCGGUCACCACCACUACAGCUCAGCUGGAAUGGAGGCCUGUGUUGGCUGGCACCGGCUACUACGAUAUCCAGUUUGGUCCCAUCCGAACAGGGCAGACCGCAGGGACGGGAGGUGCAGGCACCAGUCCUGGCACUGAUUUGGGUCCUUUUCAGAGGAUCACACGGCCCGGAGAUGCCAGCUCGGCUAAGCUGAUUGGCCUGCGUCCAGACACCAUGUACACAGUCACGCUCACACCGAAGGCCAACCUGGAGUUCCUGAACUCCCUUCAUGCCACCUUCACUACACAGCCAGUGAAUCCUCAGCCAGAAGCGCAGACUCUGUCGACAGUGACCGUGUCAGAGUCCACCACUAACAGUGUGCGUGUGAGCUGGGGUCCACUGCUGCCUCACCUCAUACAGGGCUACCAGCUGGAGUAUUCAGCGCUUCCUACAGGCCCGCUGCGGGUCAUCAGCAUCAGUAACAGACAGAACACCACAGUCCUGACCGGCCUCCAGCCCGACACACAGUACCUGGUCACCGUGAGCGCGAGACAGUCCUCCGGCAGAGAGAGAGCCAUGACGGUUAAAGUCUGUACACAGGAAGUGUUGCCAGCUCUCUCAGAUCUGCAGCUGACCACAGUGGGCAAUGAGUCAGUGCAGCUCCGCUGGAAGGGGAGUUAUGAUGGUCUCCGUGGUUACUGGGUCACAUGGGAGCGAGGUCACAGCCAGCACUCCACCCUGUACCUACCACCCAACCGGCUCUCCACCACCCUCAACCAUGUGCCCUCCAGGGCCCGCGUCUGCGUCUCUCCGGUGUACCGGACGGCCCGUGGGGAGGGACUCUGCUGCACUGCUUAAAUGGGCUCCGCUGCGUUGACCUGGAACUGUGGUGCACCGCUCUGCCAAACACGAAAGAUGGAGGGAUGAGCAACACCAAAAACUUCCCACAAAUGGACAGAUGGGAGGACAAGGGAGUCCAGGAAACUGUAGCUGUUUGAAUAUUCAUCACCCAUAGAUGGUGAUCUUUAAACACCCCAACACAACAUGCACUGACACGCAAACCCCAAACCACACUUCUAAUAUAGGAGACUAAAUGAGUCUGAACUCAAAAGUGACCUUCUGAAGAAUCAGAGAUUCAAAGGAAAGUUUUGGGUUCAAGUUCAGUGCUAUUGACGGCUGAGAUCUGUGGCUUGCUGUGCAUUGCCGUAGACCAUUUUUGAGUUUAUAUCUCGCAAUUUAUAUCUUGAGUUUGUUUCUUGCAAUU
This is a messenger RNA of Sinocyclocheilus rhinocerous, 2163 nucleotides long. Its product is annotated as von Willebrand factor A domain-containing protein 1-like. Gene Ontology annotation, molecular function: protein binding. NCBI's taxonomy places the organism in Eukaryota, Metazoa, Chordata, Actinopteri, Cypriniformes, Cyprinidae. The transcript has 6 exons. The coding region runs from base 246 to 1757 and encodes 503 amino acids. The record is from RefSeq and is a predicted model, not a curated record.